This is a messenger RNA of Physeter macrocephalus (sperm whale), 825 nucleotides long. RefSeq names its product ornithine decarboxylase antizyme 2-like. Gene Ontology annotation, molecular function: ornithine decarboxylase inhibitor activity. Gene Ontology annotation, biological process: positive regulation of protein catabolic process. Gene Ontology annotation, cellular component: nucleus; cytoplasm. The record is from RefSeq and is a predicted model, not a curated record. NCBI's taxonomy places the organism in Eukaryota, Metazoa, Chordata, Mammalia, Artiodactyla, Physeteridae.
CGGCCCCACGCAUGCGCGCGCGCGGCCCCACACCGCCCACUCAUCCACCUCCCUACUCCCUGCGCCGCCUCUUCCCACCCUGAGCAGAGCCGCCGAGGAUGAUAAACACCCAGGACAAUAGGAUUUUGCCUUUGAGUAACUGUCCCCAGCUCCGGUGCUGCAGGCACAUUGUUCCGGGGCCUCUGUGGUGCUCCGAUGCCCCUCACCCACUGUCGAAGAUCCCCGGUGGGCGAGGGGCCGGCAGGGAUCCUUCUCUCUCGGCUCUAAUAUAUAAGGACGAGGAGCUCACUGUGACCCAGGACCUCCCUGUGAACGAUGGAAAACCUCACAUCGUCCUCCAGUAUGAGGUCACCGAGGUGAAGGUCUCUUCCUGGGAUGCAGUCCUGUCCAGCCAGAGCCUGUUUGUAGAAAUCCCAGAUGGAUUAUUAGCUGAUGGGCGCAAAGAAGGAUUGUUAGCACUGCUAGAGUUUGCUGAAGAGAAGAUGAAAGUGAACUAUGUCUUCAUCUGCUUCAGGAAGGGCCGGGAAGACAGAGCUCCACUCCUGAAGACCUUCAGCUUCUUGGGCUUUGAGAUUGUGCAUCCAGGCCAUCCCUGUGUCCCCUCUCGACCAGAUGUGAUGUUCAUGGUUUACCCCCUGGACCAGAACUUGUCCGAUGAGGACUAAUGGUCAUAGAGGAUGCUUUGCCCAAGAGCCACAGUGGGGCAAGAGAGGAAGUUAGGCAGCCCUGGGACAGAGGAGGGGGCUUCUUGCUGUCUAGGGAAGGACGCUGAGGGGCUCAGGGUGAGGGUUGCCUGUUGUGUUCUCAGAGUUGACUCGUUGAAAU